AUUUCUCAAUUAAUUAAUUAACAGAGUCUCUCUUUUCGUCUCCCUCGAGGCAUUCCACUUCGAUCUUCAGUCGCGCCACAGUCACAGUCACAGCCAGUUCCCGCCCAUUCCCUCUCUCUCCCUCCCCUCCAUUUUCGCCUCUUCAUCUCUCCACCAAUCCCGAGGGUUUCUCCUCCGCCUCCAAACUUCUUCCGGACGCGGCGGCAGCAGCUACUUUGUCGGUGCAGCAUGGAGGCGGAUCACAUUGCUCGGCUGCUGAGCGACACUCUCAGCUUCGACGCCGACGUCGUCCGCGCUGCAACCGAAUCUCUGGACCGCUUGUCUCCUCUCCCGAGCUUCCCCUACCACCUCCUCUCCAUCGCCACCGGAAAUGGAGAGCGAGGCCAGAAGGUAGCUGCUGCUACAUACCUUAAGAAUUUCACUCGGAGAAACCUAGAUGGUGAGAAUCCACAGUCAAAUGUGAGUAAGGAGUUCAAGGACCAGCUUCUACGGGCUUUGCUUCAAGUGGAACCGGAAAUUUUGAAGGUUUUGAUAGAAGUGUUCAGGAUAACUGCUAAUUCAGAGUAUGUUAAGCGAGAUUCGUGGCCUGAACUCAUACCUGAACUGCGUCUGGCUAUUCAAAACAGUGAUCAAAUUAGUAACCGUACAGAUUGUGGGUGGAAAACUGUAAACGCCGUCACAGUUCUCCAAGCUCUUAUCAGGCCUUUCCAGUACUUCUUAAAUCCCAAAGUUGCUGUGGAGCCAGUGCCGCCUCAGCUGGAGUUGAUUGCAGAUGAAAUAAUUGUGCCAUUGCUCUCCGUUUUCCAUAAUAUUCUGGACAAGGUCAAAGCUGCUCGUGGUACAAAAGGGGUAGAUUUGGAGAAAAUCCUCCUCCUUGUAUGCAAAUGCAUAUAUUUUGCUGUGAGAUCGCAUAUGCCGUCUUGUUUGGCUCCUCACGUGGCUUCGUUUUGUCAUGAUUUAUUCGGGAUCCUGGACUCUUUAUCUUUUGAUACUGUGGUGUCAUUCGGGGAUGAGCACUCGCUGAGGUUGAAAACUGCAAAGAGGUGUUUACUGAUUUUCUGUGCCUUGAUAACCCGGCAUCGAAAACACUCUGACAAGUUGAUGGCAGACAUGAUCAAUUGUGCUUUGAAAAUUGUUAAGCACAGCUCAAUCGUCAGUAGACUCGAUUUCCAGUCAGAAAGGAUAAUAUCACUUGCCUUCGAUGUCAUUUCACAUGUUCUAGAAACUGGUCCAGGCUGGAGAUUAGUUUCCCCUCACUUCUCAUCUUUGUUGGACUCUGCAAUUUUCCCAACAUUGGUAAUGAAUGAAAAGGAUAUCUCGGAGUGGGAAGAAGAUGCAGAUGAGUACAUUAGGAAGAAUCUUCCAUCUGAUCUGGAGGAAAUUUCUGGAUGGAGGGAUGAUUUAUUCUCAGCGAGGAAAAGUGCAACAAACUUACUUGGUGUUAUAUCAAUGUCAAAGGGUCCUCCAGGUGGAAAUUCAAGUAGUGCUUCUUCUUCUUUGUUGAAACGUAAAAAGGGUGAAAAGAGCAAGAGAACUAACCAGCGCUCUUCCAUGGGGGAGCUUUUGGUGCUUCCAUUUUUGUCCAAGUUCCCCCUUCCCACUGCUGCUAAUGCAUCGCAGUUGCAAGUUUUGAAUAAUUAUUUUGGUGUUCUAAUGGCAUAUGGUGGCCUGUCAGAUUUUCUUAGGGAGCAGAAUCCCGGAUUCACGCCAACUCUGCUUCGAAGUAGGCUGCUGCCGCUGUAUACAAUACCGGAGCAGGUACCUUAUUUGAUUGCCUCUGCAAACUGGGUGCUUGGAGAACUUGCAUCCUGUCUACCUGAUGAGAUGAGCUCAGAUAUAUAUUCCUCAUUACUGAAGGCAUUGGCUAUGGUAGACACGGCAGAUACUACUUGUUAUCCUGUUAGAGUUUCUGCUGCUGGGGCAAUUUCUCAACUACUUGAAAAUGAUUACCAGCCAUCUGAAUGGAUGCCACUGCUCAACAUAGUAAUUGGUAGAAUUGGAUAUGAGGAUGAGGAAAGCUGUAUCUUGUUUAAACUUCUUAGUUCUGUGGUAGAAUCUGGGAAUGAGAAUGUCACCGUUCAUAUCCCUGAUAUAAUUUCAUCACUGGUUGGAGCAAUAGUGAAGUAUUUACCUCCUAACAUGGAGCCAUGGCCUCAAGUGGUUGAACAAGGUUUUGAAGCUUUGGCCGUGAUCGUUCAUUCUUGGGAGAGUUGUGUGGUCGAAGAAAGUGGUGAGGGUGAAUCCAAUGAGAAGUGGGCAUCUGGUCAAGCUACCAUUGGUAGAGCUUUCUCUGCUCUCUUGCAAGAGGCUUGGCUUAAACCAAAGCAAACUUCGGGUCAGGAGAUCCAGAUUUCUGCGCCUCCAUCAUGCAUAGAUGAUUCAUCAACACUGCUAAAGUCUAUCAUGCUUUCUGUGACUGGAACCAACAUAAUUACGGAAUUUAAAGUGUCAGAAUUGUUGUCAGUAUGGGCUGAUCUGAUAGCAGAUUGGCAUGCUUGGGAGGAAUCAGAGGACUUAUCAGUCUUCGACUGCAUCAAAGAGGCUGUCAGUCUAUAUACCAAGUAUGGGCUGCCUGAUUUCUUAACUAAACGGACACCGCCCCCUCCUGCGCCACCAGUCCCAAGAGGAUCCAUCAUUGAGGGCAUUGGUGCUUUUAUCACUGAGGCCAUUGCUCAGUAUCCAUCUGCUACCUGGAGAGCAAGCUCGUGUGUGCAUCUGCUACUUCACUUGCCAAGUUAUGCAUCUGAAUUAGAUGUGAAGCAGUCGCUAGCAAUAUCUUUCAGCCAAGCAGCAUUUUCUCAUUUCAGGGAGAUCCGAACCAGACCUUCUGCAAUGUGGAGGCCUUUAUUGCUUGUCAUAUCAUCAUGCUAUUUGUAUUACCCUGACGUAGUGGAACGGAUUUUGAAUAAGAUUGAAGAUGGAGGAUUUGCUGUGUGGGCAUCUGCAUUGUCUUCUCUUGCAUCUAGCUCUUUUGAGCCUAAACUAUCGCGAGCAUCGGAGUUGAAGUUACUUGUAAUGGCUUUGGGGAAGGUCGUUGAGAGGUUUCUGGAACAGGGGGAACCAGGGAAUGGAUUGGUAAAUGACUGUUCCAAUUCUCUGCUAGAGGCAACUGUUCAGUUGAAGGAAGUGCAGGAAGGAAUGGAAGAUGAGGAAGACGAGGAUGUGGACGAAGAAGAAGAUGAUAAUUACAGUGAGGAUGAGGAUUCUGAUGACGAAGAUGAUGAGGACUCUGAGAUCGACGAGCUUGAAGAAACCCAAGAAGAAUUCCUUGAUAGAUAUGCCAGAGCUGCUGUCGAUCUUGAAAAUGGCUUAGUUGUCGAAGAGGGAGAUGUGGAAGAUCAAGAAUAUGAGCCUGAAUUAGGUUGUUUGGAGGAGGUGGAUAUUCAAAGAGCAGUCUUUUCAUUGAUAGCGAGGCAUCGCGAUGUUCUUAUAAAGGGUCAGGUAUUGCAAUCUCAGAUCAUUUCAAACUUCCUAAAUGCCUUUCCUGAGCAGAGUAAAAUGUUUAUUUAUUCUGCAUGAAACAAAUCCUGUGGUUAUUAUUUGUCUCGUGUUAUUUAUGCCUUUGAUGGAAAUACACAUACUUAGUUGCUAGAGGACCGUGCGGGUGUUUAUACAAUUUGAUUGGUGGAAAUGGGUAUUGGUGUCUGAUUCAUUUCAUGAACCGAUUUCUCUGUUUUGUGAAACAUAUUUGCAAUGGUUGGUUAGUUUGUAAUGACUAAAUGCAUGUUACUUUGACCUUUUGAGUUCCC
This is a messenger RNA of Punica granatum (pomegranate), 3749 nucleotides long. Lineage: Eukaryota; Viridiplantae; Streptophyta; Magnoliopsida; Myrtales; Lythraceae. The record is from RefSeq and is a predicted model, not a curated record.